Corylus avellana is the source of this 771-nucleotide messenger RNA. The record is from RefSeq and is a predicted model, not a curated record. NCBI's taxonomy places the organism in Eukaryota, Viridiplantae, Streptophyta, Magnoliopsida, Fagales, Betulaceae.
AUGGCUAAUCCGACAUUGGUUGUUGGGAAUACAUUUCAUGAUGCAGCUGAAUUUAGAAAAGCCGUGAGACAGUACAAUAUUAUCAGAGGGAAGGAUCUGAAAUUCAAGAAAAAUGAAAAGAAGAGGAUUGUGGUUGUUUGCAAAGAUACAAAUUGUAGGUAUAGGGUAUAUGGGAGGCAGUUGGAGAAUGAGAUGACAUUCCUUUUAGUAUCCCUUAGGCCCAAACACAGUUGUUCCAGGAAGUACCACAAUCAUAUGGUCACUUCAAGUUGGAUUGCUGAUUGUUGCAUGGAUUCUUUUAGGGAGCAGCCAAACAUGCCCAUAGAUGUGUUGCAAAAAAAAGUGAAAUCCAAAUAUAAUGUGGAUGUCCAUGUCAGUUCUCUGUAUAGGGCUAGGAAAAAAGCAAGAGAAUCAAUCUAUGAAAAAUUUGAUGAGCAGUACCAUCGGUUGUGGGAUUAUUGCUCCAUGGUUAGGAGCACUAAUGUAGGUAGUUGUUUGCUAUUGAUGGUUGAGAGACCAAUGCCUCAGGUGCCAUGCAGAUUUCAGAGGAUUUAUAUUUCAUUGGCAGCCAUGAAGAAUGGUUUUCUUGAAGGGUGUAGGCCUGUUGUGGGUCUUGAUGCAUGUUUUCUGAAGGGAACGUAUAAGGGGCAGUUGAUGUCUGCUGUGGGCAGGGAUGCCAACAACAACAUGUACCCUAUUGCAAUGGCUGUCGUAGAGGCUGAGACGAAGGAUAGCUGGACAUGGAUCUUGGCCCUACUCCACAUGGGUUGA